Diutina rugosa is the source of this 525-nucleotide messenger RNA. It is a transcript of the gene SCL1, whose product is annotated as proteasome core particle subunit alpha 1. The record is from RefSeq and is a predicted model, not a curated record. Gene Ontology annotation, cellular component: proteasome core complex; nucleus; proteasome core complex, alpha-subunit complex. Lineage: Eukaryota; Fungi; Ascomycota; Pichiomycetes; Serinales; Debaryomycetaceae. Bases 1 to 525 code for a protein of 174 amino acids. The transcript has a single exon.
AUGGUGGCGACGGGGCUGAUUGCCGACGCCCGGGCCCAGGCGCUUCGGGCGCGGGCCGAGGCGACCGAGUUCCGCUACAAGUACGGCUACGAGAUCCCCGUGGCGCUGUUGGCCAAGCGCAUGGCCAACUUGUCCCAGUUGUACACCCAGCGCGCCUACAUGAGACCGUUAGGGGUGGCGCUCACCUUCUGUCAGGUCGACACCGAAGCCGACGGCGAGGGGCGGGGGCCCGAGAUCUUCAAGUGCGACCCUGCCGGCUACUUCCAAGGGGUGGCGGCGUGUGCCACGGGGCCGAAACAGCAGGAGGCGACGACGUACUUGGAAAAGAAGUUCAAAAAGACGCGCCACGUCAACGGCGACUGGCAGGCGACGGUCGAGUUUGCCAUCACCGCGUUGUCGCUGGUGUUGGGCACCGAGUUCCAGAAGAACGACAUCGAGGUCGGCGUCGCCACCGCCGCCGGGUUCAAGAUCUUGUCCCCCGCCGACAUCGACGCCCGCCUAGUGGCGAUCGCCGAACAGGACUAA